AAUGCCACAAUCCUAUCUAUCACAAAAUGGUCUCUCCAGAAAUGACCAAUCUUCUCUUUAAAUAUCACCAAUUCCAUUUUCUAUUUCAACUAUUAUCUCGAGGCCCUGUGUAAAAUCUUUCGUUGGUCACGAGAUCACAUCAAACAUGUCCCAAGCUCUGUCGAAUUUGAGCCUUUCUCUUCCUUUAUCUUCAAGAAGCAGCUCUUCUGGAUCAAGAAACUUCUACUUCUUCAAAACAAAUGGGGCAGGCUUUAAUUCUUCCCUUAAGGCCAUGGCAGCUGAUAACAGAGACAAUCUUGUCCACCUGCAGAGGGCCAGCAAGCAACAGCAACAGACUCAGCCCAAGAAAAGAGUGGCUUCUGUUGCACCAGUAGGGUUGUGGGAUAGAUUCCCAACAGCCAGAACAGUGCAGCAGAUGAUGGAGUCGAUGGAGAGGAUGAUGGAGGACCCAUUUGCAUACUCCGGCGGGUGGCAAUCACCACCACCACAGCCGCCUACGACUGGAAGUGGGUAUGGCAGAGGAAGGACACCAUGGGAGAUAAAAGAGGGAGAAAGCGAGUACAAGAUGAGGUUUGACAUGCCUGGAAUGACCAAGGAAGAUGUGAAGGUGUGGAUUGAGGAGAAGAUACUGGUUGUGAAGGCAGAGAAAGUGCCUAAGAAGAAAGUGAAUGGUGAAAAUAAUGGAGAAGAGGAGGAGGAGGAGGAGGAGUGGUCUGGCAAAAGCUAUGGAAAGUAUGGCAGUAGAAUAGCAUUGCCUGAGAACAUCGCGUUUGAGAAGAUCAAGGCUGAGGUUAAAGAUGGGGUCUUGUAUAUAACCAUCCCUAAAGCCAGUACCACUGGCAAAAUUCUUGAUAUUGAUGUUAAGUGAUCACUUCUGUAUCUACAUGCAAAUGGCUUUUAGGUUAUAUGUAAAGAUUUCUAUGGUUUUUGUUGGUUAACUUGGAAGAAAGUUUUGCCCUUUUUGGGUGUAAAGCGAACCAGUUAUUUAGUUCAAAAAAAUUGUUCUUUCUUUCCCUUUUCUCCUUACAUGUUCAGAUAAGAGAUGAACCCAAUUCUUCCCAAUCCAUUGGCAAUGUGAAUGAUUUUGCUAGUAA
Messenger RNA from Hevea brasiliensis (rubber tree), 1094 nucleotides. Its product is annotated as small heat shock protein, chloroplastic. The transcript has 2 exons. Bases 146 to 868 code for a protein of 240 amino acids. NCBI's taxonomy places the organism in Eukaryota, Viridiplantae, Streptophyta, Magnoliopsida, Malpighiales, Euphorbiaceae. The record is from RefSeq and is a predicted model, not a curated record. Gene Ontology annotation, biological process: response to heat.